UACUGGCGGAAGUUGCGUCACGGAAGCGCAGACUACCGCUUUGUUGUAAACAUGGCGUCCGUGACAACAGCCACCUCAGAGUGGAUUCAGUUUUUUAAGGAUGCAGGGAUCCCAGCCGGCCUCGCUGUCACUUAUGCAGUGUCCUUUGUGGACAACAGGAUCCAGAAGAACAUGCUGAUGGACCUCAGCAAAGACAUCAUGAUGGACCUUGGUAUUACAGUCAUUGGCGACAUCAUUGCCAUUCUUAAACAUGCCAAGCAGGUGUACAGGCAGGACAUGUGCAAAAUGGCCACAGAGGCCAUCUCCUCAGGACAGACUAGUGUUCAAGCUGAGCUCAGAAGAACUGCCAAUACUCCUGCCACCCGUAUGAUUGCCAACGCUUUGAGCCACGACUCCCCGCCAGCCACUCCAGCCCGUCGACCUGACAGCCGCCUCUCCGUCACAGUGUCCAACAUGCAGUCGAACAAGAGUAGCAAAGCAGUUGUAAGUCAGCCGGCCGAUGAAGGGAACGGUUUGCCAGCAGUGAAGCGCCGGCGAGUGACAGCCGAGAUGGAAGGCAAGUACAUCAUCAACAUGCCCAAAGGCACCACACCUCGUACACGCCGCAUCCUGGCCCAGCAGGCCAAGAAAGGUUUGAAACGCACCUCUGUAUUUGCGAGGCUUGGGGCUGAAUCAAAGGCAGACACAACAACAAGCAAUAACAAGCCCACCGGUGUGUUCAGUCGCCUCGACCAAGGGGAUGGAGACAGGCCGAGGGUGGGAAACAUGGAUGUAGACGACCAGGACAGUGAUGGAGAGGGCUCCGUCCUCCAGUAUGCCGGCGUCCUCAAGAAACCCCCUCCCUCCCAGAAGAAAGAGCCGGCCACAAAACCUGCCCCGACCACCCUGCGGCGCCUGGGAGGAAAAUUCAAGCUACCUCCCUCUGAUGCUCCCACCCCCUCCUCCUCCUCUUCUUCUUCUUCUUCUUGUCCUCCUAAUGGCCUCCCUCCUGCCAAGAUCAGUGUGCUUCAGAGACUGGGCAAGCUCCCUGCCACACACUCAAACACGGCUGUGACGCCCACACCCGCUGACACGCAGGACAACAGAGUGACCAGCACCAGAGCCCAGGAGAGGCCGACCAUAGCAAGCUCCAAGGUCAGCAGCAGCACCGGGGCCGGGGGAGGAGGAGGAGGAGACUCCGGGGGGGCCCGAAUGGACGUUAAGGCCGUCAGUGUUUUUAAGAGACUGGGCAAUAAGAGAACCUAACAAAAAAUAAACACAGUUCAGACUCUUUCUGUACUUCCUUUAUAGAAUUUGUAUCACCACCUUUUUGCAUUUGUCCUGGUUACACGCAGGACUGCAGGUUGUUAUUAACUGGAGUGUUUUUUUUUUUGUUCAGCCUGAGUGUAAAGAUGAUUUUAAUGGCUUUAGGGUUACUCUUAGAUAAAAAAUUUCAAUUUUUUAAAAAACAUUUUAGUUAUGCUGCCAUUUGAAAAUCAGUAAGGUUGUUUACUGGCAAAGCUUUUAAUUAAAGAACUCGAGUUCUCAUUGUAUUAUGUUGCUCAUUCAAAAAGCUAUUUAUCACAUUUUGAUCUGCCAUUUAUUAUUUUACACACACGUAUUUAACUAUAUUUGUGAGGUUAAGUAAUGAGCAUGACGUCAACCAAGCUGCCAUGAUGGUGGUUCUUAUUUUACCCCAUAACUCCACAUGCAAGGAUGCUGCUGCUUAAACUUCCCUGUUUUCAGAUUCCUCUUGAAUGAAUACCGUUGACUAGUUGAAAAUGUUGCUUGUCCCUCAAGAUGAAUCAUGUGAUCACUGUGUUGAUAUUUGCCUGAAAGUUAAAUAUUUCUGGAAAAAAAGUUACGUUUAAGGUAUAGAUUGAGGUUUUUUCCCCACAAGAUAAAUACAGAGGACGAAGUUGGACAUGAGACGGUGAAAUCUUUCUCUUCUUGAUACUUUCACCUCAGAAUUUCCGCCUGCAUCAUGUUUUGAAAGUAGGAUAAGUGUUGAUGAAAGGCUUCUGAACUUUUGCCCUGGACUCGUGAGCAGGAAAAGGAAAUUCAAAUGGUCACACAGAACGACCUAUACAGACACUUGAAUCAAGAAGUACCACACCUCCUCCUCCUCCUCCUCCUCCUCCCUCUGGGCUUUGUGGAGUAGAAGUUCACACCUCUGAGCUAUAGACACCCAAGUCAACUUUUCUACCACAGUACUGAACUCUUUCUAAAACCACCUACUUGAAGGCCGGAUCAGUAGAAUAUUGUUUAUUUUGAAAUGCAAUGUAUAGAUUUGUUAGUUGAUUUCACACAGCACAGCACAGGACCUGCUCUGCUGCAUAUUUUUCUAUGUGGACAUUCUUGUAUCAUGUAUCCAUGUAAGGAAACUCAGAGAUGCUAUCAGGCCUGGUGUUGGGGUGGGGGGGUACUGUACUGUAGCUCCAGUAGGUAGUUCACCCUAGCCAGUAUGGGUCAUUAACACCUGUGUACUGUUUUGGUCCUUCAGACUUCACACCAGAACUUUGUUACACUGUAAAUAUUUUGAAAUGUUUAAAAUCACGUUAAAUGAUUUUUAUUAUUAUUUUAUUUUUGUUUGUUUUAAGGAACAAAGUAGAGCAAAACGCACCAUAAACUGUCAUGAUUUUUUAAAGAUCCUGGGGAGAAAAAAAAGUCACAGAAUUUAGAGAAGUUGUACCUGGAAAAUAAUUAAAAGAGGAAAAGGGUCCAAA
Lates calcarifer (barramundi perch) is the source of this 2705-nucleotide messenger RNA. RefSeq names its product linkage group 21 C19orf47 homolog (gene lg21h19orf47). The record is from RefSeq and is a predicted model, not a curated record. The transcript has 8 exons. Lineage: Eukaryota; Metazoa; Chordata; Actinopteri; Centropomidae. Gene Ontology annotation, cellular component: nucleus. Bases 52 to 1245 code for a protein of 397 amino acids.